Messenger RNA from Conger conger (European conger), 2201 nucleotides. Its product is annotated as neurocan core protein-like. The transcript has 11 exons. The record is from RefSeq and is a predicted model, not a curated record. Lineage: Eukaryota; Metazoa; Chordata; Actinopteri; Anguilliformes; Congridae. Gene Ontology annotation, molecular function: signaling receptor activity; hyaluronic acid binding. Bases 2 to 2071 code for a protein of 689 amino acids. Gene Ontology annotation, biological process: cell adhesion.
CAUGGGGAGGGUGUCCCUGCCCGGUUACCACGGCGACCGCUACAACGCCACGCUGGCCCUGAUUGGCCUGCGCUCCAGUGACGCGGGCGUGUACCACUGCGAGGUAACCGUGGGAGACGAGGUGGAGCAGAACACCGUCCCGCUGGAGGUCAAAGGCCUGGUGUUCCAUUACCGCUCUCCUGGCGGCCGCUACACGUUGUCGUUCCCAGAGGCCCAGCGGUCCUGCCUGCAGAACUCCGCCCUCAUCGCCACGCCCGCCCAGCUGCACGCCGCCUUCAGCGACGGCUACGAGAACUGUGACGCCGGCUGGCUCUCCGACCAGACCGUCAGGUAUCCAGUCCAGUCGCCGGGGCCCGGUUGCUAUGGCGACGGGGAGGACUCACCCGGAGUGAGGAGCUACGGCAGCAAGACCGCAGACGAGCUGUUCGAUGUGUACUGCUUCACCGCAGAGCUGGCAGGGGAGGUGUACUUCUCCUCUGCCCAGCAGAAGUUGACUCUGUCAGGCGCUCGCUCACGCUGCAGAGCCCAGGGGGCGGAGCUAGCUACGGCGGGGCAGCUGUUCCUGGCCUGGCAGGCGGGACUAGACCGCUGUGCCCCCGGCUGGUUGGCCGACGGCAGCGUCCGUUACCCGAUCAACCAGCCCCGCCCCGACUGUGGCGGCGACAAGCCCGGCGUCCGGACCCUGUACCGGAACCCCAACGGCACCGGUUACCAUGACACCUCGGCCCUCUUCGACGCCUACUGCCACAGCGACUCCAUAGCACCGCUGGCUGACGGGCGGAUUGCGGCCCCGGGGUCCGCCGGUUCCUGGGGGGCCGGGGGCCCGUGGGGCGACGCAGGGCGGGGGGGGCUGUGGCUCGGUGGCGCCGCCCUGGGGGAUGCUGGGAGAAACACGCCGCUGGCUGGCGCCGGUCGCCAUAGUGAUCCAGGAAGCUCGCCACCGGACGCGGAAACAGUGGCAGGGGCCAAAAUGGACAUCCAAUCGGGAUUGAGCAAGGAGCUGGAGGAGGGGCCGAGCCCGGACUGGAGGGAUGUGAUUGGGCCUCUGAUUCGCUGGACGCUGGGGGAUGGGCCUCGACAGCCCGUCACUAUGGCGACGGCGACUUCACUGGGCUGCGAGUCGACUCCGGGGCAGUCCCACCGGAGCAGGAGCUCCAAGAGCACAAAAUGGCCGCACAAAAUGGCCGUCGGAAGCACUCCACCCACCAGUCACGUGACCGUCCCGCCCAAUCCCGGCCUCUCCUCUGAGACUCCGCCCUCUAAUGACCCGCUGACCCCCGCAGACCUGUCAGACACGCCUCCAUCCACCCGUCCAAUCACGGCCCAGGCAGGCACAGUCCCAGGAGAGGACCGCCCCCUCAGCGCUGAGAACGGCUCUCUAGGCUCCGCCCCAGACGCGGAGGGCUGUGAGCGGGGCUGGAGGAAGCUCCACGGUCACUGCUACAGGUACUUCACCCACCGGCACACCUGGGAGGACGCGGAGCGCGACUGCAGGCAGCACGGGGGUCACCUGACCAGCGUCCACUCCGCCGACGAGCAGGACUUCCUCAACGGUCUGGGCCGGGAGAACUCCUGGAUCGGUCUGAACGACCGCACCGUGGAGGAGGACUUCCAGUGGACAGAUGGCAUGGAGCCGGAGUAUGAGAACUGGCGGGAGAAGCAGCCGGACAACUUCUUUGCGGGCGGUGAGGACUGUGUGGUGAUGGUGGCUCAUGAAGACGGGAAGUGGAACGACGUGCCCUGCAACUACAACCUGCCCUACGUCUGCAAGAAAGCUACAGCGCUGUGUGGCCCGCCCCCGUCCGUGGACAACGCGUUCCUGAUUGGCCGCCGGCCGGCGCGGUACGAGGUGCACUCUCUGGUGCGCUACCAGUGCGCCCAGGGCUUCCGCCAGCGCCACAGCGCCACCGCCAAGUGCCGCCCCGGCGGGAAGUGGGACGCGCCCAAGAUGGUCUGCACAAAGUCCCGGCGACCACACCGCUAUCGGCGUCACCAUCACCGGUCCCGACGGGAACGCAGGAAGCACAAGAGAGGUCACCAGGGUGGAGCCGAGGGGCACGCCCACGACUGAGGCCAACAGCCAAUCGCGUCACCCGCUCUCUCUCUCUCUCUCUGGCUCCUCCCACUCUCUGGCUCCCCACCCCGCUGUCCCUGCCCUGUCCUCCACCAGCCCCCCAAUCCUAACCCCCCAGCCCCCCAAU